UUGGCUUCCUUCUACACGCGUCAGGUUCCUUUCUUAUGCCAUCUCCUCGCCCCCCACCCCCAAAUUAACAAACAAACGUACAUCCGCCGGCUGUUGCACUCCCUUGUCGGGCACGAAGAGCGGAAUAUGGACGCUUCUCUUCAUACGUAAAUUCCAACUGGCUCCACCCCUCCUCCAAAACUCUAACGUGAGCGUCGUUCUCAAAGACCAUGGGAGAAGGACCGCCAUCCGCCCAUGUUUCCUCUGCCAUCGAGGAAGCCCAGGGCUUCCCUCCCAAGAACCCGGCCCUCGCCGAUGCCGGCGCCGCCUUCGUGCUCGAGUCCAAAGGAACUUGGUGGCAUGCCGGCUUUCAUCUCACGACGGCCAUCGUCGGUCCGACAAUACUAACCCUGCCAUAUGCUUUAAGGGGUAUGGGAUGGAUCCUGGGGCUGGUGUCACUCACGACGGCGGCUGCGGUCACGUUCUAUGCGUAUCUUCUCAUGUCCAAGGUUCUUGAUCACUGCGAGAGGCAAGGCCGCCGGCAUAUUCGAUUCCGGGAACUCGCGUCCGAUGUCUUGGGAUCCGGAUGGAUGUUCUACUUUGUUGUGAGCGUGCAGGCAACCAUCAAUACUGGAGUUGGGAUUGGGUGCUUAUUGCUUGCAGGGGAAUGCCUCAAGAUCAUGUACUCGGAAGUUUAUCCCGAUGGCCACCUAAAACUUUAUCAUUUCAUCAUGAUGGUUACAGCAGUGCUAGUCCUCCUCUCUCAGAUGCCAUCUUUCCACUCUCUCCGGUAUAUCAACUUGGCCUCGCUUCUUUUAAGCUUGGGCUACACUUUGCUUGUGGUCAUUGGCUGCAUUCAUGCAGGUUACUCCGAUAAUGCCCCGCCAAAGGACUAUUCACUGGCAUCAUCGAAGUCUGAGCGAUCCUUCAAUGCCUUCACAUCCAUUUCAAUCUUGGCUUCUGUUCUCGGCAAUGGGAUAUUGCCAGAAAUUCAGGCUACAUUGGCACCUCCUGCCACUGGGAAGAUGGUGAAAGGGCUGAUACUAUGUUAUUCUGUCAUAUCUGUAACCUUCUACUCAGCAGCAGUGUCUGGAUACUGGGCAUUUGGGAACAAAGUUAGCUCCAAUGUCCUCAAGAGUCUAAUGCCAGACACUGGACCUUCUCUGGCUCCUACAGGGCUACUCGGACUUGCAGUUAUCUUUGCACUACUUCAAUUGCUUGCAAUUGGCUUGGUCUACUCCCAAGUAGCUUAUGAGAUUAUGGAGAAGAACUCAGCUGACACGAACGAAGGGAAGUUCUCCAAAAGGAAUCUUGUCCCCAGAUUAAUCCUACGAACCCUGUACAUGUCAUUUUGCGCAUUCAUGGCCGCAAUGCUUCCCUUCUUUGGUGACAUUGUCGGUGUCAUAGGUGCCAUCGGUUUUAUCCCCCUUGAUUUCAUACUCCCUAUGCUUCUAUACAACGUGGCUCUCAGACCUCCAAGACACUCAUUCAUCUACUGGUUCAACAUCACCAUCAUGGUCGUCUUCACUGGAGUCGGUAUCAUGGGUGCAUUUUCCUCCACAAGGAAGCUGGUUCUUGAUGCCAACCAAUUCAAGCUCUUCAGUAAUGAUGUGGUAGAUUAAUCCUGCUUUAGAGGCCUCAUAUUUGCAUGCCUGUCAACCUUUCGUGUUUAUGAUCUAUGUAGCAGUUGUAAACAAACUCUUGUUGGUAAACAUGUAGUUGCAUAGUUCUCUUA
This is a messenger RNA of Phoenix dactylifera (date palm), 1714 nucleotides long. Its product is annotated as Transmembrane amino acid transporter family protein. Lineage: Eukaryota; Viridiplantae; Streptophyta; Magnoliopsida; Arecales; Arecaceae. The record is from RefSeq and is a predicted model, not a curated record.